GCGCGCUUCCCGGAUGAUGUAUGAGUGCAGCCGGCGCGCGGCGAUGGGGUUCGGCGCGCGUCGGGCGCUCCGCUUCCUUCUCCUGCUGCUGCUGCCUGUGUCCGGGGCGGCGGGCGCGGGUCUGGCUGCGCUGCCGCUAGUCGUCAACACCUGGGCAUUUAGGAAAGCAACGGAAACAGCAUGGUAUACCUUACAGUCAGGAGGCUCUGAGCUGGAUGCAGUAGAGAGAGGCUGCGGUCAGUGUGAGACUGAUCAGUGUGAUGGAAGUGUGGGGUUUGGAGGAAGUCCAGAUGAACAUGGAGAAACAACAUUGGAUGCCAUGAUUAUGGAUGGCAACACCAUAGAAGUUGGGGCAGUAGCAGAUCUCAGACGUAUAAAAAAUGCUAUUGGUGUAGCACGGAAAGUGAUUAAGCAUACUAAGCAUACAUUAUUAGUGGGGGAGUCAGCCUCACUGUUUGCAGAAAGCAUGGGAUUUCCAUGUGAAGAUUUAACCACACAGAAUUCUCUUUCAAUAUAUUUAAAGUGGCUUAAUCAAAACUGUCAGCCAAACUACUGGAAGAAUGUAAUACCAGAUGCUUCAAAAUCCUGUGGACCAUACAAACAGGCUAAACAAUUAAAUAGUGAAGAAUGGAUCAACUCACAGAAAAGAAUAAAUAUUCAUAAUCAUGAUACAAUUGGCAUGAUUGUAAUUGGUGGUUCCGGAAAUGUUGCAGUGGGGACAUCUACAAAUGGUGCAGUCCACAAAAUCCAGGGUCGUGUAGGGGACUCGCCAAUAGCUGGAGCUGGAGCCUAUGCUGAUAGUACAACUGGAGGAGCGGCAGCCACCGGAGAUGGUGAUAUCAUGAUGCGCUUUUUGCCCAGCUAUCAAGCAGUGGAAUAUAUGAGGACAGGAACAGAUCCAACUACAGCUUGCCAGAAAGUUAUUUCCAGGAUCCAGAAGUAUGUUCCAUACUUCUUUGGUGCUGUUAUCUGUGCCAACACAACUGGAAGUUAUGGUGCUGCCUGCAAUAAAGUUCCAGGAUUCACUCAGUUUCACUUCAUGGUUUAUAGUCCUUUGCUAAAUCAGCCAUCUGAGCAAGUAGUAGACUGCAUUUAAUUUUUAUUGUACCAACUGCAUUUACAGUUAAACACGAAGGAGGAAAAAAAGGCUGAAAAGGCUCACUGACUGCCAUUUUACAAAGUGUUUGCAGUUUCCUUUUGCACAGAUAUUUGAGGAAGAGUAAUGUAUGUGGAGAUAGCACAUAUCUCUCUCCUUUUUUUAAUAUAUUUUGUUUUAUUACCAUGUCACCAAUAUGUUAGUAAACUUGAUUUGUAGUUUC
Molecule: messenger RNA, 1319 nt
Organism: Terrapene triunguis (Three-toed box turtle)
Lineage: Eukaryota; Metazoa; Chordata; Testudines; Emydidae
Gene: AGA
Product: aspartylglucosaminidase
Exons: 9
Coding region: 14-1096 (360 amino acids)
Biological process (GO): protein deglycosylation
Cellular component (GO): lysosome
Molecular function (GO): N4-(beta-N-acetylglucosaminyl)-L-asparaginase activity
Source: RefSeq, a predicted model, not a curated record